UGCUAUCCAGCAAGAAACUCAGGGCAUCGGUAUGAGCAAGGUGUGUCGGAGCCCGACGAGUCGCAGCCUGCGCUUCGGCGAGCCUCCCUGUUUACUGCGCACCCUGUUUGGUUUGUAUUUUGCAAGCUCACUGGCUGGCCAUAGCCAGCCAUCUGUUGCGAGUCUCCAGGUUGGAAGGGCUGCAAUGGGGUCCCGGGUGGUAGGACCUGAGACCUCCGCUGCUCUUAUUCGUGAAAUUCAGACCUGGACGUCAGCAUAGUCAAUAAGAGCUUCGUGCUUAAACACAUACAGUCACAGCCUUGCCCGCGUUCUUUGCUUGUUCGGACCGUCGAGUGAAGUUUAAGAUGCUCUCGGGCCACGGCCCGCAGACCCAAUGGGUGCCUGUGGGAGUUCCCUACGUGCCAAAUGGCAUGAUUGCGCCUGGGAUGAUGGCUCCGGGUAUGGUGUUUGGUCCUGCCUAUGGCUACGCAUCGCCAGGCCCCAUCUCAACUAUGACAACAGCAGAUGGGCUUCGGGGUGCAUAUGCUUUCGGAGGAAUGCCGACGGCUGUGCAGGGAGCGGAUGAGGCGGCUGCGCUGGCGGAGAGGCUUAAUGAGCUGCAGCUUGGGGCUCGGGGCCGGGGCCCCGUCCACGGGCCGGGCGGCUUUACGCGCGGCGGAUUGGCGGGUCCCUCUGGCAUGCCCGGCCCCGGCCUGCAAAGUCAGUUCUACUACACGCCGGGGCCGCCGAUGCAGAUGCAGCCGCAGCAGCAGCAACAGCCGCAGCAGCAGCCGCAGCAGUUACAACAACAACAACAGCAUAUGGGGCGAGGGCGCCAGGGCCGGGGCGGCCGUGGCGGCAUGCCGCAGCAGCACAGCGGCCGGGGGCCGGGCCAGCAGGCGCAGAAGAAGAAGCGGCCACAGAAGGGCCUGGAGGAGAACAUCAGGCGGACCGUGUACAUCAGCUAUGUGGACUGCAGCCUGACGGAGGAAAACCUUGCGGCGUUCUUCUCCGACUGCGGGAGAAUCCUGGACUGCCGCAUCUGCGGCGACCCUAACAGCGCCAUGCGCUUCGCAUUCAUUGAGUUCAUGGACGUGGAGUGCGCGGCCAAGGCGCUGGAGAAGACGGGCAGCGUGCUGGGUAACUCGCCGCUGCGGGUGCUGCCCUCCAAGACCGCCAUCAUGCCUGUGAACCAGGAGCUCAUGCCGCGCAGUGCCGACGAGGUGGAGCGCUGCAGCCGCACCGUGUACGCGGCCAACAUCGACAAGAAGGUGGACAAGAACGACGUCAAGGCCUUCUUCGAGUCGCUCUGCGGCAAGGUGUCGCGCAUCCGGCUGCUGGGGGACUACGCCCACUCGACGCGCAUUGCGUUCGUGGAGUUCCACCACGCGGAGGGCGCCCUGGCCGCACUCAACUGCAGCGGCGCGCUACUCGGGUCUCUGCCCAUCCGCGUGUCGCCUUCCAAGACGCCUGUGCGGGUGGACGGCAGCAACAAGGACAGUGACGGCAUGUCCUCCUCGGCGCAGAGUGUGCAGUCCAUGCCCACCUCGCGGCCCUCCGGCGCAGGCAGCUUCGUUGCCGGCACGGCGCCGCCGCAGCAGGUGCCCGUGCCCGGUGCCACCGCCUCGUCGGAGUCCGCGGAGCUGGGCGCACACGAGGCGGAGGAGGAGGAGGACCUGGUGCAGGAGCAGGCGCAGCCGCCGGCGCAGCAGCAGGAGCGGGAGGCGUUGGAGGAGCAGCCGCCGGCGCAGCAGGAGUAGGCGCGCGCGGCAGGGCAAUGUAGUUGGCAGUUGCGGGAGGUGAGCAGCACCAGGAAGUUUUCGGCGUGCAGGCAGCCACGCCUGAGAGCGACUCCGCGCCCCGUCGUGCGGCAUUGCACGCGGGGCUGUCUCAUCACAUCCUUAUGAGGUGUCCCCACCGGCAGGGGUAGGAGUAGCGCACAUGCGUUUGAGGCCACCGUACGGAAGGAAAUACGUCAUUCUUUGCCCUCCGCACCGAAGUGGAGCAUUUUGGCUUCCGUUAUUUUGUUUGCUGGCCGCGCUGGGACACGGCAUCCCGCUUGCUUCGGUGGCUGGCUCUCUCUCUUGAGGCUGGCGGUGCAGUGCAGGUGCAUGCGGUGCAGUGGUCGAGUGUUAUCGGGCCUUGUCAGCCUGUGUGGGGCUUGAGCACGAGCCGCACGUGCGGCGGUCAGAUGACUGCUUGAGACGCAAAGGCGUGCUGUUGGGGCGAACAGGCGCGCAGUUGGUGUGCGGUGUGCACGGCGCGUGCUGAUGCCAUAGCGAUGUGCUGACGGUUGCGGAAGGUAUUGGUAUAAUGCGAAGGCAUUUGUCCCUUAAGUGUGUGUUUGUGUGCGUGAACAAAGCAAGUAUGCCGUAAAAAUAGCCACGGCGGGAUCGCCUAUGCCCGCAGCCGUUCACAUCACACAGACACCCUUGCACACAGGCGCAGGUACAGUCGCACGUGAAACACAAUUAACAGCUACCCGCACGUGCGUGUGCGCAGGUUCAGUGAUGUCGCCCGGGAAGCGGCCGCGACACGUGACACGGGGCGCAUCCCAUUCGCUUUGCUGUGUGAAGGUUUGGGUGGUGUGUGCAGCGAGCUGCAAAGGUGUUGAAGUAGCAAGGAGUUAAAAGGACUUCAAACGAUGCACGCAAAGACUGUACGUUUAGUUUUGACGCAGUUUGUGGUAAGGUAUCGCGACCAACGGAGCAAACCGGCGCCUGACCAGAAAUGGUUGUGCGGCUAUGGAGUGGGACCUGGGUAGCACUUGACGCAGGAUAUGCAGGAACGACGGUGUGGGGGACACGCAAAAGUGCAGGCGCAGGAGCUACGCGGUAUGUGUGACGGCCAUGAAUGCACCGCUGAUAAUGGUGUGAGGAGUGAACGGCGCUAUGGCACAGCAGCUUAUGGCAGGUUAGGGGUAGGGUAGAGCCAGGAGUGUCUCUGUCAAGUGCGAUGUGCGUGCAAUGUCUUGCCAUGCCGUGUAGCAAGGUAUAUUGGUGGGUGGUGAUGGCAGCGUGUGCUUUGGGAGCAGGCCACUGUUAGUCAUACACGCGGGUUCUGUGCAACACGAGCCCAUUUCUUCGGUCCUACGCCGGCCUGAGUGGUCGCGUGUUUGCGGCGUAACCCCAACACUUGAUUGUGUCGUGUGGGCGCGCUGUGUGGCGUUGAGCUGCGGAUGGCACAUCGUGGGCGUUCGGCGCUCUCGCGUGGCUGUGCGUAGGUCGGGGUCCCGUAGGCUUUAACUCUUUAAGGCUAUGGUUUGGCCAUCGGAUGGGUCCUGUGCAAUGCGUGUAACAUGUCUGGUCCCAAGAUUUCAAUACAACUAGCGUACGGUAUCGCACGCGGACGGGGAGUCGGGGUGAUGCCACUGGAGCUGCGCACCCGCAGCCAUUCGAGUGUCAGUGAAGGCUGCCAAGUCUCCGUAUUUGACACAAAUGUGCAUGGGAUUGGGUUCAAUAUGUAGCAAGCCCUACUUUGUAUCGACACAAAGGUGUGCGGGACUGUUGCUGCAUGCACCGAUGCACGUUGCUACAGUGCCCUCCACGGGUGCGACACGCCCCCACGGCAUUAGGGCCAUUCGUGGCUCUCGCCUACGCCGCGUCCCCACACGCCGAAGCAAUGUGCUGAGUUUGCGCCUAGAACAGACGGCCACUCAGGACGUUGUAAGAGGGCUAGCGC
Chlamydomonas reinhardtii is the source of this 3660-nucleotide messenger RNA. RefSeq lists its product as uncharacterized. The transcript has 9 exons. Lineage: Eukaryota; Viridiplantae; Chlorophyta; Chlorophyceae; Chlamydomonadales; Chlamydomonadaceae. Gene Ontology annotation, molecular function: RNA binding. The record is from RefSeq and is a predicted model, not a curated record. The coding region runs from base 345 to 1739 and encodes 464 amino acids.